Elgaria multicarinata webbii is the source of this 8398-nucleotide messenger RNA. RefSeq names its product androgen receptor (gene AR). Gene Ontology annotation, biological process: androgen receptor signaling pathway; male gonad development; positive regulation of transcription by RNA polymerase II. The transcript has 8 exons. The coding region runs from base 113 to 2545 and encodes 810 amino acids. The record is from RefSeq and is a predicted model, not a curated record. Gene Ontology annotation, cellular component: nucleus; chromatin. Lineage: Eukaryota; Metazoa; Chordata; Lepidosauria; Squamata; Anguidae. Gene Ontology annotation, molecular function: nuclear receptor activity; steroid binding; estrogen response element binding.
CCCCUCCGCUCCCUGCCAAGGCCGCUGUGCGAGAACAGCCGGGCGCAGGAGCUGCCCCGCGCCAGCUCGGACGACCGACGCCGGCCCAUCCCGCGACCUCUCCGGCGACGGCAUGGAGGUGCACGUUGGGCUCGGCAGGAUCUACGGCCGCCCGCCGGGCAAGACUUUCCGAGGCGCGUUCCAGAGCCUCUUCCAGAGCGUGCGGGAGGCGUUCCAGAGCCCCGCGGCCGGCGGCUCGCGAGAGGAGGCCGGGGCUAGCCACCAGGCAGCUGUAGCAGGCUCCUCGCCCUCCGUCCAGGCUCAGCCCGGCGACCGCUUGCGAGCGUCCAGCCCGCGGCGCCAGCCGCCUCCGCCGCCGCCCCCCGGGUCGCCCUCCUACUUGCCCCUGGACGAGCAGUCGCAGGCGAGCAAAGGGCUGCGGCCCGACGAGCGGGAGCCUCGCGCGGCGGCGGCGGCGUCCGCCUCGUCCUCCUCCUCCUCGUCGGCCGCCGCCGCCAACGCCGCCGCCUCGUCUUCGCUGGCACUGCUGGACCCGUCUUUCCAAAGCUGCCCCGGGGACUUCAAGGACAUCCUGGGCGAGGGCAGCCUCCUGCAGGCGCCGGAGAGCGAAGCGCGCGCCGGCGCCGCGCCGGCUGAAGCCCGGCCGGCCAAGGAGGACUACUUGGGCGAGAGCGCCAAGGAGCUCUGCAAAGCCGUGUCUGCCUCCAUGGGCCUGGCCGUGGAAGCGCUCGACGCCCCCGGCGGCAGCGAGCUGGCGGCGACCCGCGGCGACUGCAUGUUCGCCCUGCCCGGCGCGCACGCUCGGGCCAUGACGCUGGGCGGCUGCAAGAUCGUCGAAGCCGAGGAGGAGGAGGGCGGCGGCGGCGGCGGCGGCGGCGAGGGCGCGCUGGCCAUGGACGUGCCCGGCGGCCACCUGAGCCUCUACAAGGGCUCGGCCGAGGCGGACGAGCCGGCGGCAGCCGCCUUCCAGAGCCGCGACUACUACAACUUCCAGCUGGCGCUCGCCUCGCACGGCCGCAUCAAGCUGGAGAGCCCGCUGGAGUACGCGGCGGCGGCGGCGGGGGCGGCGGGGGGCGUGUGGGGCGCGCCGUGCCGGCGCGCCGGAGAAAUGCCCGCCUUGGCGUCCCACUACGGCGGCCCCCCCGGCCCGGGCUGGCACCCCUUCUUCGCCGAGGAAGGGCAGAUCUACGGCCCGUGCGCCGAGGGCGCCGCUUCAGCCUCCUUCGGCUACGGCAGGAGCCAAGGGCCGGCCGGCCAGGAAGGAAGUGACCUGCCGUCCGAGAUGUGGUACCCGGGAGGCGUGGUGGGCAGGAUGCCCUUCGCCCCUGCCCCCGGCUGCAUCAAGACGGAGCUCACCCCUUGGAUGGAGGGCUACGCGGGGGGCUACGGAGACAUGAGGUUGGAUCCUGCAAGGGACCACGUCCUGCCCAUUGACUAUUACUUCCCACCACAGAAGACAUGCUUGAUCUGUGGGGAUGAAGCUUCUGGAUGCCACUAUGGGGCUCUGACCUGUGGGAGCUGCAAAGUCUUUUUCAAAAGAGCUGCUGAAGGUAAACAGAAGUACCUGUGUGCCAGCCGGAAUGACUGCACCAUUGAUAAGUUUCGAAGAAAAAACUGCCCAUCCUGCCGCCUGAGAAAAUGCUAUGAAGCAGGCAUGACUCUUGGGGCUCGCAAGUUGAAGAAACUGGGUAACCUGAAGUUGCAAGAGGAAGGGGAGACAGCUGACCCAUCAAGCCCCACGGAGGAGCAAGGCCCAAAGGUGUCCAUGGCCCAUGUGGACGGCCUGGAAUGCCAGCCGAUCUUCCUCAAUGUCCUGGAAGCAAUUGAGCCUGGCAUGGUUUGUGCUGGUCACGACAACAACCAGCCCGACUCCUUUGCUGCCCUCCUGACCAGCUUGAACGAGCUUGGGGAGAGGCAUCUGGUGCAUGUGGUGAAAUGGGCGAAAGCCUUACCAGGGUUCCGUAACCUGCAUGUGGAUGACCAAAUGGCAAUAAUUCAGUACUCUUGGAUGGGCCUCAUGAUUUUCGCAAUGGGAUGGAGAUCAUUCACCAAUGUGAACUCUCGGAUGCUUUACUUUGCUCCAGACUUGGUCUUCAAUGAGUACCGGAUGCACAAAUCAAGGAUGUACAGCCAGUGUGUGAGGAUGCGACAUCUGUCUCAAGAAUUUGGAUGGCUUCAAAUCACUCCCCAAGAAUUUCUCUGCAUGAAAGCUCUGCUCCUCUUCAGUAUUAUUCCAGUGGACGGCCUGAAAAAUCAGAAGUUCUUCGAUGAACUUCGGAUGAACUACAUAAAGGAACUCGAUCGUAUCAUUGCCUGCAAGAGGAAGAAUCCCACAUCCUGCUCUCGACGUUUCUACCAGCUCACCAAGCUCCUUGACUCUGUGCAGCCGAUCGCCAGAGAGCUGCAUCAGUUUACAUUUGACCUCUUAGUGAAGUCGCACAUGGUCAGUGUGGACUAUCCAGAAAUGAUGGCUGAGAUCAUCUCAGUGCAAGUCCCAAAGAUCCUCUCUGGGAAAGUGAAGCCCAUCUACUUCCACACACAGUGAUGGAGAGAGGCGGAGGGAGGCCUCAUGGCCAAGGCCCAGGUGCCAUCGCCUGCCUGGUAUCUCUGCACUAUGCACUGCAGUGCCUUGGAAUACUGUAUGCUAUGAAGAUAUACAGUCAUAACAAAUAACUCCCUGCUGGGGUUUCUUUCAGUUUGGAUUUUCCCUUUUUCCCGGGCUACCAUUCGAGUGGCGUGUUGUCUGCUCUGGUGUUUGCCUAUUUUGAAUAGCUCGUUACGUGUGUGAAUCCUGGCUGCCCCCCUCCCCCCCCUCUUUCUUUCGGUGUUGUGGCCUCUGUGCCAAGCGGUACUUGUUUACGUUCUUGCGCUUGUGCAUUUCCACAGUGGCUUUUGUGGCAUGGCGCCACCACGGGAACCGCUCGUUUUUGAAACACACACGUCCACCUCCUUUUGGUUGUCGUCCGUGCUGUUGUUUAUUUCAUUCUCUUUUUAAAAAACAAACCCAGGAUGACAAGCAGGUUGUUAAACUUAAAUACUGGGGUUGGGGGAGAACUUCAUAUUGGGAUGUGGUGAUUUCCUGUACUGUUUUGAGCAGCUCUGCCUUUAUGUUUUUCAACUGGGCCAAUCUCUCCAAGAUGCAGGAGAAAUUCUGUAGUGUGUCCAAAGCAGAAAGUGAGAGAUGUGAAUUCUGUACCUCAAAACAGACAGAAAAAAAUGUAAAAUAAAUAUGAUUGCAAAAAAGAAGAAGGAAGGAAGGCAUGUUGCCAUAGCUGCGGGCAUCACACAGAUUCAGAUCCCCCAAGAGUGCGCCUGUGCAAAGUGGGCAGUAUUUCUGCAUGCCAAGAAGCCCUCUCCCUGUUCUUGCUCUGACUAUGCACGGAGAGCCGCCAUGUUCUUGUUGCUCAGACUGUUGACAUGAGCAUCAGCCCAGCCAGCCCACUGGCUCAAACACACCCGCAGUGCUGUGUAGCACCCUGCCUCGAUGUUUAUGCUGGUAGAUUUGCAUUUCCACUUGCUUUGGAGGUGCUUACAGCAGCUUUUAUUUAACACAAAGUGCCCAAUCCAUACGGUGGUUCUUGUGUUCAUAAAAAUGACACAAACAUUAAGAAGGGCUGGAGGUUCUUCUCACCUUCCCAAUGCCCUGAGAUUACAGGGGGCUGUUUUACAAGGGUGUUUUUUCUCCUUCUGUGGACCAUGAGCCAAAACUAAAAAACUUGCCCAAUGAAUGUGAACACAUUCCAGUUUUGAGCAUUUCCUUCUUCAUGUUGAGAAAGAUGCUCUCCUCUUGAGAAUGCAGCCCUUUGGUUCUCGGUGCUGUCCGUCCCACGGUCCAUCUGGCGCGCUCCUCGCCUGCACCGCCAGCCUCAGAUGCCUCCUCUUAGCUCUGCCUCCCACUUAACGUAGCUCACCAGAGGCAUCUAAAGACCUUCUUGUGUGACUUGUUCUUUCUGAAUGUGGCAGAUGAAGGUCCCAGAAGCAAAGCAAAGCAGAAAAUCUGGGCCUUUGGACUUACUGAGAAACUGCACAUUCCAUUGGGGAAUGUUUUUUUAAUGACAUCUAAUUCCUGGCGCAUUAUUGUACAUUGUAAAGAGAACAUUUACAGGGGCCCUUCUCUUUCCUGUGAUUUUUGUUAGAGUGUAGUAGAGACUGAUAUUUGCCAAAAGGAUCAUGGAACCAAGCCCCCAAAACUUUGUUGUGAAAAGCCAUCCCUUUUUCUCAUCAAGCUGUGCUAGAAUCCAUGCAGCCACUGACCCUAGAAUCUCACAGGUUGACACAAGAAUUCUAAGCUGCCAUCUUGGAACAGUCAGGAUUAUUUCAGAAAGAAAUAUAUGUGGGUAGCUUUGUAGGAGAGAAAAAACAUGAUUUGGGUCAUGCUUUGGACUUCUCAAUUGAAUGUGUGAAAGGUCCACUGGUUUUCAGAAGAAUGCCAUCCGCAAUUGCCUUGUCCCCUUCCCCAUACCCCCACCUCAUGAGUCCCCUCUUCUAAGCUCAUCCUGCCAUCUCUGGAGUAUAACAGCCAAUUGUUUAGCCUAUUUGAUUUCUAUAAAGUUGGAUAAGAAUUGUUAUGUGCCAUCUCACCAUCUCCAGGUACUGAUAUUUGAAGAUGGCUUGCUUAAAGUUUGGCCUGUUCAAUGAAAAUUACCCAUUUCUGUGGCUUCGAAGGAUCUUGUGUAUCAGCAGAAGUACCUCAGGAUUCAAAUUUAUGCUUUGUAGAGAUGCAAUGUUAAAAUCGCCCCCAAAAUCCAGUGCACCCCAACCCCACCGUAGUGAUAUGGUUUGGCUGAUUUUUCCCAGUGAUAUCAUCCAUUUCUUUGUUGAAUUAUGUUUGGAAGGGUGGUGGUUGUUUUUAAUAUUGAAGCUGUUUAGGAGCUGCACUUCUUUUGGAAGGAGAGUUGACUCAAAGUCUUCUUUUUUUUCAUAUUGUAAUGUUGAGAAUGCUGCGAAAGGGUUUGCCUUGUCCCAACCUUGCUCAGGCUACCUCAAGAGAUGGUAGAUAACUUGGAAGUGACAAUGCAGCACUUUUUCCAUGAAUGUAAUGCCUGACUUUGGAUACUUGGUGUGGGAACAGACCUUUCUGCAUUCAGCAGAAGUACUUAAAAUUUCUUUCCACUCUGAAGUACCCACAUCUUUAAAUCUAAUUUUGAUUUACUAUUUUUCAUGCCAAUACGGUGGAGGAGCCUUUGCUUAUUGCAGCCCAUGAGGGUCUUUGCAUCAUGACUGUGUUUUGAAGAAUGUCUGAAAGGUCAUUUCAAAACACCUGUAAUGAAUAACAUGUAAAUAUAGGGGUGGCGGGAGUGGUGGUGGUGGUGGUGGGUUAAGUAUUUACUUUCUUUGGUUUAUAUACAGUGUGCAGUAAAGAGAAGCAGCUUGAGAAAUGCCAAAAACAUUGACAAUGUUGUAGCCAUCAAUCCUUAUUUUUAUUAUGCAUUUUAUGCAUUAUUAUAAUUAUGCUUUUAAAAAAAAAAGUGUACUUACGCUUGAGUACAUUCUGCUCUGCCAUGUGAAAGUUGCCCUUCUUAACACAACACAGGUAGUUUAGUCAUUUCAUUGUUCUGGUUUUCCCUUAAACUCAUAGGGUUGCGAACAGACCACUAUCUCCUCUUCUCCACUCUUCUUCUGACAAAAUGACUGUGCGGGGAGGGGAGGGCAGGGUGAGGGAAUACACUCAGCAUUUCCUGAUGCUGUUGCAUGCCUGAUUAAGAAGAAUGUAGCCGGUAUUUGUUAGUUCAUGGUAAACAUGGCCAUGCAUCACACCCUCCCCAGCACAUCCAAAUGAUCUGUUUCAUGUGACUCUUAACAAGGCACAAGCCCACAUCUUUAGAGGCACACAUCACACUUCCUUCACAAUUAAUUGUGUUUACUGGGACGUACGAGUGUGUGCAAAAAAAAUGUGUAAAGUGUUAAUUGUCCCUUAACUUUAUUCUGUUUCUGAUCGUUGUCCAAAGUCUGCUUCGGUUUUGUGAAAGCAGAAUAAGAAUGUUGCUUGAAGACACUUGAACAAAAUUCCUAUUGAAUUUUUGCUAAUUGGAUAGAAACAAAGAAAGGACUCAUAUAUUUGCUUCUAGUUGUGGGUACAACCUUUGAUGACAACAUUCCUCUAUCAUAGAGUUGUUGGAGGGAGGGUGUUUUAAAAUUCUGGACUUUCUGCACUAAAAGAUGCCUUAUUUGUUAUUUAUUUCCGUCCCUCCUUUUCCUAUUAUUCUGCCCAAAAUUAUCCCAGGAGUUACCUUUUGUAUGAAGCACCUUCUACGAGUUAAGCUAUUUGUGUUGUUCACUUGCAGCAGUUUUUACCCAAAGAAUGCAUUGGUAGUAUUAUUACCAAAGAAUGUUCAUUUAAAAUGGGGGAAAAAAAAAAUUUCAGGCCUUGUUUCUCUACAAUACAGCACCGGGAAAAAUGUGAUCAGUAGGGAGGGGGAAGCUCAUUUUUACCUUUUCUGCUCUUGUAUGUUUUUUGAAAUCUGAUGGUGUUCACCGGCAUGUUGGAUUCAGUUGCUAAGUUUGAUAUAUCUAGAGCUCCAGAAGAUCUCUACUGUAGAGGGGGUUGAACUUUGGUUUAAACGAACACAGUUUGCACUAGGGAGUAACAAAGAGAAUGUCCUGUUUAUGCUGCCAUCUGAUGGCACUGAAGCACCUCUACCCAGGUGACAGGUAGGGUGUGUGUGGGGGAAAUCCUUUGUUACCAUAUAGUGUGUUGGUUUCUACAGGACACCCUUAUUUUGGGAUGCAUACAAAAGCUGGAAGGCAGGAGAUUAUGUGCUAUUUUAAUAACCAACUUAGAGCGCAAUCAUACGGCCGUAGAAUCAUUCAUUUUCUUGGCUCUGAAUUCAGAACCAGGGCUCUGACCUUGGAGCCCAGAAACCACUCUCCUUGCUCUGUUGUAGCUGAUGUGGUUCUCAUCAUGCCGGGCAGAUCUCCACACUCAGAACAGGAGUGUGGAGAGAUGGAAAAGGGAGAAGUCCCGGGGGUGGGAAGCUGCCUGGCAGACAGGCGUAAUCAUGUAUCCAGGCAAAAAUGCAGGGUGAUGGCCAGAGCACUGAGGCCAGGAUCGCCUCCAUGUUCUGGCCACCUUGCAUUGCAUACUAGGCAGCCUCCAACUUCAGGGGCUGCUGGCUAUCGAGAUGGGAGAGCGCCUUUACCUAAUGUUUGCCCCCUUUGCUCUGCAACCUUCUCAUUUGCAUGUGGGAACGCUUGCACCUUGAAGCAAAACAAAAGAUGUCUGGGAUGGAUUGGGGGGGGGCAGUAGCAGGGAGAUUCCACUGGCCUUAUUGGUCUUGCUGAAAGAGUAGCAAUCUUGGGCUUUAGUUACAGACCAUGCCAGAAGGUGCUACCAUGAAGCCUGCAGAGCAUUUUCAAUCAGUUUUGGAGAGGUUCCAUAAAAAUUGUGGCACAUUUUUAGACAACCCCCCACCCCCGGAGCAUUGUUAAUCCAUCUAUGUAUUUCUUUUUUAAAAAAACGAAGUCUUCAUAUACAUAAGGAUGUGGUUUUGUUUCAUUGUUGUUGUUGUUGUUGUUGUUGGGUUUGUUUUUGUUAUAUGUUAGGUGCGGAAAUCACCUAACAACGCCCACAGUAGGUAGGUGGGUUGUGAAACAAGGUAAAUGGAAUUGUAGAGUUUUCCAUUGUCUUAAUGUAGCCAAAUAAGCUUGCGACGGUAACAAAAUAUCAAAACCAGCAGAACAGCUGAAAUGUAUAACACUUUAGUAAAUGGCAGGAGGGCGGGGUGGGGGGUUGUUCUCAGCUUUGAGGGACACUACAGGGGUGUUUAAAAACUAUAGGUGAAUAAAAGCCUGCUUCUUUUGCUCUGUCUCCUGCCAGCUCCAUUAGGCACUCUUUGUCCUGGCCUGGAGUGUCCCUACAGGAAGGACCGUGCCUUCUUUCAGCCAGUUGCCUUUAACUAAUUGUGCCAAAACAGCAACAACUAAUGUUUUUUUCUGCUGAAAGCAAUGGGGGAACUUGGUGCUGACUUUAUAGGGGCUGGCAUGAGACACCCACAGACAAAACACAGAAUCACACACAUUGAUGGAGACGUUGGGUGCAACUCACCAGGUGUCCUUGAAAUAGUGUGUGGCAUUGCAUGAGAAACGUUCCUCAGUGAAUUGUACACUUCAGAAACAAAAAGAAUUGCAAAGACGACCCAACUCCAAUUCAGAGGGUUUCUGAUAAACCAAGUGGGGAGGAAGAGUUAAACAGUUUAAUAUGAAGAAAGUUAAAGACAGAUGUAAAAGCUUUUGUUUCUGACUUAGUCCAUGGCUGGUUUCAAGGGAGAGGUCUCAGCUAUCACUGGACACCAGGGCAAAUUUCAUGCUGUAAUUCAGUUGUCUUUUUUCUUCUUUUUGUAAUCUUGGAUUCUAUUGUCGCUUCAAAUACAAUAAAAAGGCAAAACUUUGGUCGUUGGAA